AUGAAUGAAGAUGAAACAAUGGAUGACUUUUUCGAUUUACAAAGAUUACAACAAGGUCAAGCUCAUGCAUCAAAUGGUUGGUUAUUAGAAGAUAUUGAACCAAAAUUUAAAAAUAAAAAAUGUUUGGUUUUAGAUCUUGAUGAAACUUUAGUUCAUUCUUCUUUCAAAUAUCUAAGACAAGCUGAUUUCGUGAUACCUGUUGAUAUUGAAAAUCAAAUUCAUAAUGUUUAUGUUAUCAAAAGACCAGGUGUUGAUGAAUUUUUGAAAAGAGUUGGUGAAAUAUAUGAAGUUGUUGUAUUUACUGCUUCAGUUUCAAGAUAUGGUGAUCCUUUAUUGGAUGAAUUAGAUAUCCAUCAUGCAGUACAUCACAGAUUAUUUAGAGAUUCUUGUUAUAAUUAUCAAAAUAAUUAUAUCAAAAAUUUAUCACAACUAGGAAGACCAUUAAAUGAUAUCAUUAUAUUGGAUAAUUCUCCAGCUUCAUAUAUCUUCCAUCCCCAACAUGCUAUUCCAAUUUCGAGCUGGUUCUCGGAUGCUCAUGACAAUGAAUUAUUAGAUAUUAUCCCAUUCUUGGAAGAUUUAGCAAAAGAUAAUGUUGAUGAUGUUGGUUUAGUUCUUGAUAUAAAUUUGUGA
Hansenula anomala is the source of this 630-nucleotide messenger RNA. It is a transcript of the gene PSR1, whose product is annotated as phosphatase. The record is from RefSeq and is a predicted model, not a curated record. Gene Ontology annotation, cellular component: plasma membrane. Gene Ontology annotation, molecular function: phosphoprotein phosphatase activity. The transcript has a single exon. Bases 1 to 630 code for a protein of 209 amino acids. NCBI's taxonomy places the organism in Eukaryota, Fungi, Ascomycota, Saccharomycetes, Phaffomycetales, Wickerhamomycetaceae.